This is a messenger RNA of Heterocephalus glaber (naked mole-rat), 825 nucleotides long. Lineage: Eukaryota; Metazoa; Chordata; Mammalia; Rodentia; Bathyergidae. The record is from RefSeq and is a predicted model, not a curated record.
AUGGGACCUGACAAGGAGGAGUUCUCAGCUCUGACAGAAGUACUGUUCCAGUUCCUAACAGAGCCCAAGGAGGUGGAGAGGUUUCUGACUCAGCUCUCUGAAUUUGCCACCGCUAACCAGAUCAGUCUUGGCCCCCUCAAAAGCAUCAUGAUAAGCCUCCUUCUGGUUCCAAAUGGUGCCUUGAAGAAGAGUCUCACGGCCGAGCAGGUCCAGGCGGAUUUCAUAACUCUGGGUCUUAGUGAGGAGAAAGCCACUUACUUUUCUGAAAAGUGGAAGCAGAACGCCCCUGCCCUUGCUCAGUGGGUGGUAAGUCAGACCCUGAUGAUUAAUCAGCUUGUCAAUAUGGAAUGGAGGUUUGGAGUAACAUCUGGGAGCAGUGAAUUGGAGAAAGUGGGAAGUAUUUUUUUACAACUAAAGUUCGUGGUUAAGAAAGGAAAUCAAAUUGAAAAUUUGUAUAUAGAAUUAACCUUGCCUCAGUUCUACAGCUUCCUGCACGAGAUGGAGCGAGUCAGAGCCAGCAUGGAGUGCUUUGGCUGAUUGCUACUGUCCACUGCAGUUCCCCAGCCCCUGCGCUAGGAACUGCUCCCAGAGGCACCUCCUGCAGGCCCUUGGGCACUCCUUGCAGUUAUUUGGCUUCUUGGGAGCCCAGGUGCAAAAGGUUUCUGAAAAACAACAGGAUUAGGUACUUAACAAGCCCUGCACAACUUCCCUGUAAACUCCUUGUCCAGAGAACCACCACCACCUAUCUCUCUGGAGAAGUUUUGGAUUUUCCAACAGUCUAUUGCGUCUCAGAUUCACUGGUGAAAAUAAAAGUUCCAAAGUAAA